Molecule: messenger RNA, 2042 nt
Organism: Orbicella faveolata
Lineage: Eukaryota; Metazoa; Cnidaria; Anthozoa; Scleractinia; Merulinidae
Molecular function (GO): extracellular matrix structural constituent; oligosaccharide binding
Source: RefSeq, a predicted model, not a curated record
CCUCGAAAACGUUUAAAUAAAGUGUAAAUAGUUUAAACAGCUCUUAACCUAAUUUUCUUUAUAUAGUUUUAUUUUACUCGGCGAAAUGUCGUCAUCUAAACUAACUCGUUCUCUUUUCCUUCGACAUGACACUGUACACUGACUUUGACAUAUUCAUUUUCUUUCUGCUUUCAGACCAUGCCUUACUUGGUCAUGCCAUGGACACGGUUACUGUUGUUGAUGAAUUUGAAUGUCAGCUUAAAUGCAUCGAAAAUAAAAGUUGCAAGUCGGUUAAUGUUCAUCCAGAUGGCAACAAUGCACAACGACGCAUUUGUGAGCUAAACAACAAAACCAGACAGAUGAAGCAAAGAGAUUUUAAAUGGAAGAAAGGAUCUACAUACUAUGGCUCUGUUCAGGCCUCCUGCAUCGAUGUUUCCCGUCAGCAGAACAAACAAUCAAAGAGUGGAAAGUGUCAUCCAGGAUACAAGGGGAAACAAUGUGGAAAACCUAUAAAAGGUUUGUAUUCCAAUCAGCCUGCUCAUUCCUGUAAGGACAUCCGGGACUCAGGAGACUCCAAAGGAGACGGCGAGUACUGGAUCGACCCUGAGAAGAGUGGAAACCCUUUCAAGGUUUACUGUGACAUGACAACUGAUGGAGGAGGUUGGCUUCUUGUCUCCAACGUUGUCAUUGACAAUCCGUCAUCCCCAAAAAUGUCAGUAAAGACGUCAUACCGUGAAAUCAGCAGUUACCAUAACAACCAGACGUUUCUGACCAAGAGUGCCAUGAAUGAGCUCAGAACGCACCUGUCUUUCACUCAACUGAGAUUCCACUGCAGUAAACAACAGGGACGUACUUUCCACGUGACCACGGUCGCUAACAGCACUGGUGAAGCUGUAGUCCAGUACUUCAGCGGUCAGACGGACGUCCAGCCCGAUGCCUGUGGCUCGUUUGUUAGAAUGGAGAAUGACAACUCCGGAUUGGCAGCAGUUUGCCGCCAGUGGGGAUAUAAUGGUACGAGCCAUUACGUCGGCAAAUGGGGGUGGUAUGCUGUAAAUCAAGAUAGAUUGUACAACCAUGUGGCUUAUGUAGCAUAUUCAUAUCACUGGCUGCUGACUCCAGAUGGCUCAAGAUGGGAAUGUGACGACUAUCUCGUUGGAGUGUCUUCUGGUGAUUUCUGGAAAGUCUUUGUUCGUUAAGAUCCUGGUCCACUGAUCACUUGUAGCUGGACAAACGUUUUUAUCUAAUCUUCGAUACAUACAAAAAUAACAAUUUUAAGUUAAAUAGAGUUGUGCGAUUAGAAAUUUUGUUUCACGUUUAAGGACCUUUUAGACAGUUAUCAGCUCGCAUAGAACGUCUAUAAACACGGGAAAUAACACCAUCGUUAGCAAAUCGAAAAUGAAAAUCCGAUCGAAAAUCCAAUAAACGAUGUGCAGCUUAAUAAUAAAAUAAAACAAAACAUAAUUGUUUUAUGGACAAAUUAAAUGUUCAUCCUAGAGGGAUUUGCUAAAAACUCUAAAUAAACCAACUUUAGCUGAGCAGCGAGCUCGUAACAUCGCUGCCUCGAUUUUUAGAACAAUCAACGGUCCUAGCCCGCCUGCUUGCGUGACUUAAUACAACUUAGGAAUUCGUCUUAUAACUUGAGAGGUAAUAACAUUCUUAAUAUCCUUACGGUGUACACCACAAAGUACGGCCUUAAAUAAUGGCGAUAUUUUGGAUGCAAAUUAUAAAACAGUCUCCCGGACUUGAGCAGAUCCUCGACCAGCUAUAAAGCGUUUAGAACUACAUUAAAUGACGUGCACAUCAGCUGCCAUACAUGUGUGAACUAAUGUUAACAAUUUUUCCUUUUCAUAUCUUUUACUUGUAAACAGUUUUUGUCUGUACAGUUUAUAUACAUUUUAUAUUCUUAUACAUUUUUAGAUAUUUUAUAGUAGCUAGUUAUGUAAUCUCUGUUAGUUUAGUUUAAUAUUUAUUCCUAAAUGUACAUUUUUACUUUCUUAUUUUGUUUUCUUGGCGAACCUGUAAACUGGUGCAUCCUGUAGACUCUGCUUAUCAAGUCUAUGGUA